CACACUUUCCCUUAUAAUGAUAAAUUCUAUCCAAAGAGAAAGCAAAUAUAUUAACUAUUAAAGGAUUUAAAAUUGGGAUCAAAUUCAACUCCAGUUUUAUCUUACAAGCCACCUCUGAUCUGUAAUGUUUAUCACGAUUUGUAAUAUAAUGGCUAUACAUGAAGUGUAAAAACUCUACUUGGUAUCUAUCAAAACCAACCAAUAUAACCGUCAACUCCGGAUUUAACAAAUAUGUUGGCUCAACCGUAGAUAAUGAUUGUGAUGUAUUCCAAAGGUUUGAGGAAAAUGAAAGGGCAGUAAAAUUAGUUAAGUUGCUUGAUGAAAAGUGUGGAAUUAAUUUGAAUUGGCUUGAUUUCAAAUUCAUAUACAACCAAAAUAUUUACGAAAAUUUAUCAUUGAGUGCAAAAUCAAAAUUCAUUUAGUCUAUUAAAAGAGCAUUAUUGAAUUUAUUAAAUGAUACCUUCAAUCAUUAUGAAAAAU
Messenger RNA from Ascoidea rubescens DSM 1968, 480 nucleotides. RefSeq lists its product as uncharacterized. The transcript has a single exon. NCBI's taxonomy places the organism in Eukaryota, Fungi, Ascomycota, Saccharomycetes, Ascoideales, Ascoideaceae. The record is from RefSeq and is a predicted model, not a curated record. Bases 159 to 422 code for a protein of 87 amino acids.